CACACACUUCCUGGUCUGUAGCCAAUGAUAGAGCCGGAAAAUUUGCUAGCGAAGCUACUGCCACUGUGUGAACUUUGACUCACUGUUGGACUGACAGAGCAAAAGGACGCGCCAUGGGUCGCCUUGAUGGGAAAGUGAUCGUGUUGUCUGCAGCGGCGCAAGGGAUUGGACGUGCGGCGGCAAUAGCGUUUGCUAAAGAGGGAGCUAAAGUCACCGCAACUGAUAUCAAUGGAGAGAAGCUGAGGGAGUUGGACAGUAUUGCAGGUAUCAGAACCAAGGUGGUGGACGUGACUAAGAAGGACCAGGUGGAAGAACUGGCCAAGGAACACGACCACGUAGAUGUGUUGUUCAACGUAGCUGGCUUCGUGCACCACGGCUCCAUCCUGGACUGUGAGGAGGCUGACUGGGACUUCACAAUGAACGUCAACGUCCGCAGCAUGUUCCUGAUGACCAGGGCUUUCCUGCCCAAGAUGUUGGCCAAGAAGUCAGGAAACAUAAUCAACAUGUCAUCAGUUGCAUCAAGCAUUAAAGGCGUGGUCAAUCGCUGUGUCUACAGCACUUCCAAGGCAGCUGUCAUUGGACUCACCAAAUCAGUGGCCGCAGACUACUUGGACCAAGGCAUUCGCUGUAACUGUGUCUGCCCUGGCACAGUUGAUACUCCGUCACUACGAGGCCGGAUCCAGGCCCAACCAGACCCAGAGCAGGCUUAUAAAGAUUUCAUGGCAAGGCAGAAGACGGGGAGGAUGUGCACCGCCGAGGAAGUGGCUUACCUCUGUGUUUACCUGGCUUCAGACGAGUCAGCCUACGUGACUGGAACGGAGCACAUCAUUGAUGGAGGAUGGCGUCUCUGAAGUUUCUGAACCGUUCCUUUCUAAUAACUACUUCAAAUCACUAUUUGAAGGCGUUUUACAAUUAUGCAUCCAACCCAUGAAUAAUAUAAUUAUAAUACUACAAAUUCCACAGAGAUAUGAUUUCAAGCUGUUUACCUACCUUUACUUGUUUGAAGCUGAAUUGUCAAUUUAACACAAUCGUGCCACAAAGGAGUUGUAAAUUUGUCAAAAAACAUUUAAUAAAUUUAUUUUGAAUAAACCAA
Molecule: messenger RNA, 1093 nt
Organism: Gadus morhua (Atlantic cod)
Lineage: Eukaryota; Metazoa; Chordata; Actinopteri; Gadiformes; Gadidae
Gene: bdh2
Product: 3-hydroxybutyrate dehydrogenase, type 2
Exons: 10
Coding region: 114-851 (245 amino acids)
Biological process (GO): siderophore biosynthetic process
Cellular component (GO): cytoplasm
Molecular function (GO): 3-hydroxybutyrate dehydrogenase activity
Source: RefSeq, a predicted model, not a curated record